This is a messenger RNA of Daphnia carinata, 1605 nucleotides long. RefSeq names its product protein ABHD15-like. The transcript has a single exon. The record is from RefSeq and is a predicted model, not a curated record. Gene Ontology annotation, molecular function: short-chain carboxylesterase activity; monoacylglycerol lipase activity. Bases 92 to 1321 code for a protein of 409 amino acids. Lineage: Eukaryota; Metazoa; Arthropoda; Branchiopoda; Diplostraca; Daphniidae.
UCUAACGGGAACAUUGAAAUGACUUAGGAUUCUUGACCAUCUGAUUCCGUCUUGAGACGGUGUCGUCCAAAUUGCCAAUCAUUUUGGAGAAAUGGAGCCACUGAUGGAGGUCGUCUUGCCUUUCCUCAGUGACACGAUUUUCAGGCCAUUUCUAAUUCUAAUCAUGGGCUGCCUCUUGUCUGUCGCUCUACUCCGGCUUUUGGUGUUCUUCGUCCUGGAACAAGGUGAUCCGGUUUAUCCGUCCUUGCAUUAUCGUCCUUCUUCUUUGUCCGAGAGACUCAUUAGCACGUUACCUGCUCUACGAGCCGCUUACACAGUUCCCGGUUGCUGGACUGUAGUGACCGGUAGCUGGCGGGCAUUGCUCAUUUUGGUGGCUACAAUAGCCACUCAAACUUGUACUCGGUGGACGGGUCAAGUUCGUUUUUUACGUGAAUACCUCCUGAUGGACGAUGAUGGACUGGUUUCGCUCGACUGGAUACAAGUGCUGCCUCGAAUAGCAUCCCCGUUGAUUCUUGACAUCAAAGCGUCGAGUAAAUUCAGUUGGGUUGUCAUCUUAAUGCCAGGGCAAUGGGUUUGUGAUUCUAAAAGAGACUUACAGGCCGUUUGUCAAUCGCUUGUCCACCAGGGACAUCAGCCGGUGAUCUGGAAUCGACGUGGGUUAGCCGGAACGCCGUUGACCGCAAUGACUUCAUCGUCGUCUGUUUGCGGUGAUCUGCGACAGGUGAUUCAGUACCUGAGCGUCCAACAUCCUCACUCACCAUUGGCUUUGGUUGGAUUUAGUCAUGCUGCCUCUCUUCUCAUUUCCUAUCUGGGCGAAUUUGGAAGCAGUACGUUGAUUCACUCGGCCAUUGCCGUUAGCCCUUUGUGGCAGCAACCGCCAACCGGCCUCGAUUGGAUCUUUUCCAAAUGCAAAGGAGUACCAAUGGAUUCAAGAACGGUCGAUCCACUUCGUGAUUCCGAUGACAUAGCUGUUCCUUUACUCGUAAUUCACUAUGAUGAUGAUCCGCUGGUGCCGGCCAACACUCUGCCCAAGGAGCUUUUCAGUUUGUACCCGCAAUUGAUUUUGGUGACUUGCCCAUUGGGUGGCCACUGUGGACAUCUGCAACCGACGCCCCGGCUUGCAGAUGCCGUAAUAGGUGAUUUUAUUCACGAAGUGUUGGCUUUCACUAGCUGGCCCUUAUCUGUCACCAUACAUCAACAAGAAAGACAAUGUCAGCAGACAAGACGCAGCCGAGCCGGAUCUCUUACGUGUUCACCCGCCUCGCGGAAGCCAAGAAAGAAUCACUUGAGACACGGCCGAUCUAGUCGCAGUUCCUGCUAAAAGUGUUACACAUACAUAUAUUUUUUUUCAUGCAAGUUUUUGGAUUCCAGCCUCAUGAUGUGUUCCUUCGUCACAAGUAUUUGCCAUUAAGUGUUCCAGAUCUUAUUUUGUUUCCUUUUCUUUGUCUUGUUCAUUUUCAAAAAAUAUUUUAGUUUUUCAUGUGUUUUAUUUAUUUGGUAAUGUGUUGUUCCAAGGGGAUUAUGCUCACACCCUAGUGUAUUUGAAAUUCAUUGUUGUGAUUUUAAAAGAACUGGUUAGCAAUUCAUUGUUUCCUGUGGCUUUUC